Molecule: messenger RNA, 2818 nt
Organism: Psammomys obesus (fat sand rat)
Lineage: Eukaryota; Metazoa; Chordata; Mammalia; Rodentia; Muridae
Gene: Ints14
Product: integrator complex subunit 14
Exons: 13
Coding region: 636-2192 (518 amino acids)
Biological process (GO): snRNA 3'-end processing
Cellular component (GO): integrator complex
Source: RefSeq, a predicted model, not a curated record
AUCAGCCGUUUGAGAGCUGUGUUUUUUUGCCUGUUGGGGCUACGGGAGAAGAGUUGGAGGGAAGAGCGGCUCCAGGCGGGCGUUGGGCCCUCGAUGCGGCCUCCGCGGGGUGGCCGUCUGUGUGCGCUGGCUCCAGGCCUGCGCCCGGCCUCCCCGCUGUGUGGCUCGUGUCUUCAGCGCGGCUCUUGUGAACAGCGGGGUUUCGCGCCGGGGCCAGUGUUCUUGUGUUCCCUCUUCCCCUGAGAGACUUCCGUCCCCCUCUUUCCCUAGAGCUCCGUACAGCAAACGUUUGGGGCUCGUUUUAAAGGCACAGACUGUUUGAGUGAAACAACGUUUACCUCAGUGCUUACAACCUGAAUACAAAAUCGGUUUGCCACAAGUUCAUCCCUGCUGAAGAAGUGCACUUGGGACCUGACACAAAUGCAUCAGUCAGGAGAAAGAGCCAGCUUCCCUGGUGUCUUCAGAGAAGGCCAGGCUGACAGCUGUGCUCACCCAAUGCAGUGCUAACUGCAGAUUUCAUGGACUGGAAGUGUUUGUUGAUACCUGAUCCCAGUAAACUGGUUCCUGUUCUCUUAAGAGCAUUUCACUGAUUGUAGCUGGCUCUCUGUGCUGAGGGAUAGUAGACUCCUCCCAUCAUGCCCACUGUGGUGGUAAUGGAUGUAUCCCUUUCCAUGACCCGACCUGUGUCUGUCGAGGGCUCUGAGGAAUACCAGAGGAAGCACCUGGCUGCCCAUGGCUUGACCAUGCUAUUUGAACACAUGGCCACAAACUACAAGCUUGAAUUUACAGCACUGGUGGUUUUUUCAUCACUUUGGGAGCUGAUGGUCCCCUUUACAAGAGAUUACAACACCCUACAGGAGGCACUGAGUAACAUGGAUGACUAUGACAAAACCUGCUUGGAGUCUGCAUUAGUUGGUGUUUGCAACAUUGUCCAGCAAGAAUGGGGCGGAGCAAUUCCUUGCCAGGUUGUUCUGGUGACUGAUGGCUGUCUUGGCAUUGGCAGAGGGUCUCUGCGACAUUCCUUAGCUACUCAGAAUCAAAGAAGUGAGAGCAACAGAUUUCCACUCCCCUUUCCUUUCCCGUCUAAGUUAUAUGUCAUGUGCAUGGCUAACUUGGAGGAGCUUCAGAGCACCGAUUCUUUGGAAUGCCUUGAACGACUCAUAGACUUAAAUAAUGGUGAAGGGCAAAUUUUUACUAUUGAUGGGCCCCUGUGUUUGAAAAAUGUACAGUCAAUGUUUGGAAAGCUGAUAGAUCUGGCAUACACGCCUUUCCAUGCUGUUCUCAAGUGUGGCCACCUAACAGCUGAUGUACAAGUCUUCCCCAGGCCAGAACCUUUUGUUAUAGAUGAAGAAAUUGAUCCUAUCCCUAAAGUCAUUAACACAGAUUUGGAAAUAGUGGGCUUUAUUGACAUAGCUGAUAUUUCUAGCCCCCCAGUUUUGUCCAGGCAUUUGGUCUUACCCAUAGCCCUUAACAAAGAAGGCGAUGAGGUGGGUACUGGCAUCACUGAUGACAAUGAAGAUGAAAAUUCAGCCAAUCAGAUUGCUGGCAAAAUACCCAACUUCUGUGUGCUGCUCCACGGUAGCCUGAAAGUGGAAGGAAUGGUGGCAAUUGUUCAACUAGGUCCUGAAUGGCAUGGAAUGCUCUACUCCCAAGCUGACAGCAAGAAGAAAUCAAACCUCAUGAUGUCUCUCUUUGAGCCUGGCCCAGAACCUCUCCCAUGGCUAGGGAAAAUGGCACAGUUGGGUCCCAUUUCAGAUGCUAAGGAAAACCCUUACGGGGAGGACGACAACAAGAGCCCAUUCCCCCUGCAGCCCAGAAACAAACGAAGUUAUGCCCAGAAUGUGACUGUCUGGAUCAAACCCAGCGGCUUGCAGACAGAUGUACAGAAGAUCUUAAGAAAUGCAAGGAAGCUCCCUGAAAAAACACAGACAUUCUACAAGGAGCUGAACAGGUUGCGAAAAGCUGCCUUAGCCUUUGGUUUCCUGGACCUGCUUAAAGGGGUAGCGGACAUGCUGGAGCGGGAGUGCACCCUGCUACCUGACACAGCCCACCCUGAUGCGGCGUUCCAGCUCACACACGCUGCCCAGCAGCUCAAGCUGGCCAGCACUGGCACCUCUGAGUAUGCUGCUUAUGACCACAACAUCACGCCCCUGCACACAGACUUCUCGGGGAGCAGCACUGAAAGGAUGUGAUGCUGGCCUCUGGGGCUUCCCUUCUCUAUUCAUUGUCUAAAAACGAGUUAGGGGUGAAACCUCUUCCAGCUUAUUCAGCUCUGUGUAGCUACCCAAAGACCUAGAGCUGUCUCACAAACAGCCUUGGUGGGUUUGAAUGUUUCUACUGCAGUCUGAGAGAAGGUCUGAAGGGUGGUUGUCUGGGGCUCUGACAUUACUUCUGUGGGGCUCAGCAUUUAGGUCCAGAAACAGCCUUUGCUCCAUGACCAGCAUGGCUUCUGGGCGGCUUGGACAGAUGAGGAGAGAGCUCAGGAAGCCUGACCAACGAGGGUCUUUAAGCAUUCAGAAAGCAACUUUUCUACAGGUUUAAGUCUCAAUUAUAAGGACAUUCUUAAACUCCUGUGCUAGGAAUGAGCAAUCCAGAUGUCUAGAACUUGCCUAAGUACAAACCUGAUACCACUGAGUUUCAGAAUUUUUCUUAGAACUUGUUUAGAUUCAGUGGCAAUGCUCAGGUGAUUGUGUACAAAUUUUUAGACAGAAACCACACUAUGUGUAAAAUCACUCCUGUUCAUGUUUUUAAAUGAAAAUUAAAUAUUUGAUUUUCUAUAAAAAAAAAAAAUAUUUCACUUAGAGACAAUUUGGUUUGG